CGAGAGACUCAGGCCUUCUGACUUUGAUUCUGCUCUUUCACCUCGUUGUGCACCCAAUUAGAGAAACAGGCAAAAAGGAAAGUGAAAAUGACAGCUGGAGCCCGUGAUUUCCUGGAAAAGCCUUUGCUUUUUCAUUUCUGCAGCACUUAACAGAAACCAGUUUUGCAAUCCAUUUCUGUUCAAGAGCCACCCUACUCUUCCUAUCCGUCUUUCUCCAGCCCAGACACUCAUAGCCUCCUGCCAGACCAGGGGAACUCGGAGAGGCAAGGACAGAGGUUCAGGAUCUUCCUCUCCCUCGGGACCCGAGGCCACAAAGGAGAGCUCCGUGGAGAGAAGGUAGUACUGCAUCUCUCCCCAGCCAGAAUACGUGUCAUUUUGAAUACGAAGAGGAUCAGAGACACACGUUUGGACAUCUCAAAAACAAAGACAUCUCCAACCUGCCAAGCCUGAUUGCCCUGGGCAGAACUUCCAACACUAUGUUGAAUAGAAGUGGUGAGAGAGGGCAUCCCCGUCUUGUGCCAGUUUUCAAAGGGAAUGCUUCCAGUUUUUGCCCAUUCAGUAUGAUAUUGGCUGUGGGUUUGUCAUAGAUAGCUCUUAUUAUUUUGAGAUACGUGGCAAGGACCAUCUUGCUGUGUUAUCCCACGGCAGAAGGCAGAAGGCAGAAGGGCAAGAGGGCGUGUGCGAGAGAGGCGAAGGAAGGAGGCUGAACUCUACUACUACCCUCAAUACUCACACCAAUUUACCUUCUUCUGGUCACCAAAAUAUAAAAUCAUUUGACUCCUGGGGACACAGAUUUGGUGCCACAGAGGCUGAUGGACAACCAGGCAGAGGAAGAAAGUGAGGCUGGUGUUGGUUUGCAAAGGGAUGAGGAUGACGCUCCUCUGUGUGAAGACGUGGAGCUACAAGACGGAGAUCUGUCCCCUGAAGAAAAAAUAUUUUUGAGAGACUUUCCCAUAUUGAAAGAAUAUCUAAAAGGGACCAUUGACAAGCUCCGUGCCCUCGCAGACGGUAUUGACAAAACCCACAAGAAAUUCGCCAUAACUAACAUGGUGGCCAACUCUGCUGCUGUCAUCUCUAGAGUGACGAGCCUCCUGGGUUUAGCCCUUGCCCCAGCAACAGGAGCAGGAAGCCUGCUGCUCUCCACCGCUGGUCAAGGUUUGGCAACAGUAGCUGAGGUCACCCGCAUCGUGAGUGGUAUGUUGGAACGCUACAAAAAUAAAAAAGCCCAAGCACAGGCUAAAGACAUACUGCCCACCCGUGACCAAGAGGACAGGGAGGAUGAGGAAGAUAAGGCACACUAUGUCACAGCUGCUAGAGAGAUUAUCGAUAAUGUUGGAAACACCAUGAAGUAUACCAAGGAAAACAUCCGUGCAUUUCAGAAACUCAGAGCCAACCCACGCUUGGCCAAUGAUGCCAAGCGUCUUCUGACCACUGGCCAAGUCUCCUCCCGGAGCAGGGCGCAGGUGCAAAAGGCCUUUGCGGGAACAACACUGGCGAUGACCAAAAAAGCUCUCAUAUGGGAAGGUGUGAUGUCCGUCUUCUUCCUUGGCCGUGACUUGGCCUCUCUCUCAAAGGAAUUGACGCACCUGAAGGAAGGAACAAGGACAAAGUUUGCAGAAGAGUUGAGAGCCAAGGCCUCGGAGCUGGAGAGGAAACUCACAGAACUCACCCAGCUUUACGAGAGCUUGUUGCAGAAAGUGAGGUCAAGGGCCGGAGGGGUGGGGAAGGUCAAGGCUUACUGGAAGGGGUUAAGGGAGCAUGUGUGGAUGUGGGUGUGGCUGUGUGUGUGUUUGUGUGUCUGUGCGUACGUACAGUUUACAUGAAUGUUCCUCAGGACAUGGCAUACAAGGCCUUGGAGGUCCAAAUAAUACCAAGUACAUCUUGGAGAUGAGGGUGCCUGUCCUGGACAGACCUGGGCAUGCCUUCUGUUUCUCCUUCAAUGCUCCUUAAGGCCUAUGUGCUGGGAAAAGGGUCUUCCCUGUUUGUUUGUUUGUUUGUUUGUUUGUUUUGAGACAGGGUCUCUGUUGCCCAGGCUGGAGUGCAGUGGCGUAAUUUUGGCUCACUGCAACCUCUGCCUCCUGAGUGCAAGCAAGUCUCCUGCCUCAGCCUCCCAAGUAGCUGGGAUUGCAGGCACGCACCACCACACCCAGCUAAUUUUGGUAUUUUUAGUAGAGACAGGGUUUCACCAUUUUGGUCAGGCUGGUCUCGAAUUCUUGACCUCGAGUGAUCCACCCACCUUGGCCUCCCAAAGUGCUAGGAUUACAAGCAUGAGCUACCCUGCCCAGCCGGGUCUUCCCAGUUUUAACAAAGAGGUCACUGAGCAACAGGGGGAGUUAGGAACUAAAUUGUCUCCUCCUCCAAAUUCAUAUGUUGAAGUCCUAAACCAAAAUGUGGCUGUAUUUAGAGAUGGACCCAUUGGGAGGUAAUUAGGGUUGAAUGAGGCCAUAGGGUGAGGUCCUAACCCGAUGGAAUUGACUUUCUUAUAAGAGGAGGAGGAAAUACAAGAGGGCCUCCCCACCCCUGCUGCACACCUGCACUGAAGGAAGUCUAUUUGCAGAUGCAGCAAGAAGGCAGCCGUCUGCAAGGCAGAAGAAGAGAGCCCUCACCAGGAACUGAAUGAGUCAGUCAGUCUGGGACUUCCAGCCUCUAGAACUGUGAAACAAUAAAUUUCUGUGGUGUAAGCAGCUCAAUCUAUAGUAGUUUGUUACUAUUUUGUUAUAGCAACCGAAGAUGGCUAAGCCAGGCAGGUUAUGUCACUCGCCAAGUGUCUUAGUCUGUUUGUGCUGCUAUAACAAAAUACCUUAGACUGGUUAAUUUACAAACAACAGAGAUGUAUCCAGAGAUCCACAGUUCUGGAGGCUGGGAAGUCUAAAAUCAAGGCACCAGCAGAUUCCACAUCUCAUGAAGGCUCACUCUCUGCUUCACAGAUGGCACUGUCUUGCUGUGUUCUCACAUGGCAGAAGGGGCAAACAAGCCCCCCUGGGCCUCUUUUAUAAAGGCACUAAUUCUAUGCCUAAAGGCAGGGUCCUCAUGACUCUAUUACCUACCAAAAGGCUCCACUUCUUUAAACUAUUGGAGGGGGUAGAAGGAACUUCCUUUCUAGACCUUGAAGGUUUAAGAAUUUGAAUCUAUAAAACAAGCUGACAAUAGACAGAUUAACAGGAGAAAAGGCAUAUAUAUUUUUUAAUGUGGGCCAGAGAGCGGAAGCUUAAAUAGCACCCCAAGCUACAGGAAGUAAGGCCUCUGAUGGGGAGGUAGUGACACAGGCUGUGGGAGGGGGUAGGGGGAGGAAGUGUGUGGUGAGCAAAGUUUGUCUUAUUACACUGAUAAAGUGUAAUUACACUAAUAAAGAUGGAUCACCUGAGGUUAGGAGUUUGAGAACAGCCUGGCCAACAUGGCAAAACCCUGUCUCUACUAUAAAUACAAAAAUUAGCCAGGUGUAGUGGCAGGGUACUUGUAAUCUCAUCUACUCAGGAGGCUGAGGCAGGAGAAUCGCUUGAACCCAGGCUGUAAAGGUUGCAGUGAGCCAAGAUCGUGCCACUGCACUCCAGUCUGGGUGACAGAAUGAGACUCCAUCUCAAAAAAAUAAAUAAAUAAAUAAAAGAAGAAGAAGAAUACAGUCAUGUGUCUCUUGGUGACAGGGAUACAUUCUGAUAAAUGUGUCAUUAGGCAAUUGCAUUGUGGUGUGAUUAUCACAGAGUGUACUUAUACAAAACUUUGAUGGCAUAGCCUACUGCAUACCUAGGCUAUAUGGGAGAUCCUAUUGCUCCCAGGCUACACACCUGUACAGCAUGUGACUGCUGAAUACUAUAGGCAAUUGCAGCACAAUGGGAAAUAUUUGUGUAUCUAAACAUAUGUAAACAGAGUAAAAAGAAAGUAAAAAUAUGGCAUAACAGAUAAGAAUUGGCUCUUCUGUACAGGGCACUUACUAUGAAUGGAGCUUGCAGGGCUGAGAGUUGCUUCAGAUGAGUCAGCGAGUGGAGUGAAUGUGAAGGCCUAGGACAUUACGGUAUACUACCGUAGGCUUUAUAAACACAGCACACUUAGGGUACACAAAAUGCAUAUUAAAACAUUUUCUUCCUUCAGUAUAUUAGGCAAUAGGAAUUUUUCAAGUCCACUAUAAUCUUAUCAAACCAUGGUUGUAUAUGCAGUGGACCGAAACAUUGUUAUUGGACACAUAAUUAUAGUUGAAAGAAUAAGCAAAAAGCCUAUCUAGGUGUGGUGUCUUGAGCAACUUUUAAUUAUUCUCCUGUCCUGCAAUAUGAGUUAAUCUUCUCUGAUUGAUGUAGAUUCCAGGAAUGGGUGUCCAGGACAAUUGCCUUCCUUCUGGAGAAACUUCCCUUAAUCAAAUAAGAGAACUUCAAAGAAAAUCCCUCCCUGUGCUUUGGAAGGGAAGGGAAGUGGGCAGCAGUGGGUCAGAGACAGACCUUUGUUCUCUUAUUUCUGAGGCCCUUCAGUCUCCUUUAUUCAAAGCACUCAGCAUGCCAAAGCACCCUAUUUUAGGGUAUCUUUUUCUGAGCCCUAAACACUAUCACAUUGGGGAUGUCAACUGUGAAAGGAAAAUAUCUUGGGGACUAAGAAUCUCUAAGGAAAACUCAAGCUUAGGGAAACUUCUUAGGGCAAACCCACCUCCCACUCUUCAAAGUUAUCCCUCUGCUCACUGAGAUAGAUACAUAUCUGAUUGCCUCCUUUGGAAAGGCUAAUCGGAAACUCAAAAGAAUACAACUGUUUGUGUCUCACUUAUCUGUGACCUGGAAGCUCUCUCCCCACUGAACCAAUGUUCUUCUUACAUGUAUAGAUUAAUGUCUUAUGUCUCCCUAAAAAUGUAUAAAACCAAGUUAUGCCCCGACCAUCUUGGCCACACGUCAUCAGUACUUCCUGAGUCUGUGUCACAGGUGUGUCCUCAACCUUGGCAAGAUAAACUUUCUAAAUUAACUGAGACCUAUCUCAGAUUUUCUGGGUUCACAUUUUGGAAACCAUAAAUGGAUUCUGGGUGGAGAUGCCCCUAACCCUCGACAAAUCUAUCGGUGCUUGGUACCAGCAUGAGCUAACUUUAUGGCUCAAACCAAUAGGACAAUUUGCUGAGGUCUGAGAGGGCUCCUUCCAGAAAAAUCCCUAAUCCAAGAUGUGUGUUUUGUGCAUGUUUGCAUUUGAAAGGCCUUCGUGUUUUUGUUUCAUGUUUGUUUCUCUCUCCUAAGACCUUGUCUUUUUUUUGUAGCAAAAGUUUUUUUUUUUUUUUCCUUUUACUUCUCAGUUGACUGAAUUCUGUUUUCACCGGAUUUUUUGACUAAAAUAGCUAUUGCAACAGAGGCUACUCUUGGGUUAAGGAAGAAUGUAGUUUAGUUUUAUGCUUAAUAUGGCUCAAAGAAAAAUAAAAGCAUCUCCCUCUAACACCACCAGACUUUUUCUCUCUGUACCUUAUCAUGUAAAUUUUGCUAUUUGAUUUUCACCUGGGUUGUUUCCUUUAAUGUGCAAAAAUUUAAGGCUAUUUAGCUGACAACUGCCUAGGGUUGUAAAACAGGUUAUCAAGAAUCUGAAAGUCUAAGAUAGGAAAAAAAAAAGGGGGGGGUGGCAUUAUAAAUCUAUAAAAUGUACUUCUAUUGGCAUGCCUAAUAUGUCUUUAUAUGUUUGUCUGUGUUGGGUACACAAUGUUUUAGUGCUAAAAAUAUAAAAGAACUCUACUUGGCUUAAAGAAAAAUAAAAGUGCUUAAAUCAGAUACUAAAAAAGAAAAGGCUAGUCAAAUGCUUUUUCAAGUUUAUGUAACUUAAGUAAAAUCUUUAAUAAAUAAGGUAGCUUUAAAAUUAUGGGUAAAGUAAUAUUAGAAAUGUCUUCAGAAUUGCCAGCAUACAUUUUUGUUUGCAUUAUAUUAAUCAAACAGUUUUAUUCUUAUCCCUGCCAAAUACCAUAGGUGUCAAAACUUGGCACAGGGGUUACAAAACUAUAAACCCAGCCCAAAACAGAAUGAUCUUUGCUUGUGUAAUUUUUAAUAAAUAAGACAUUGAUAUGGGUUUAAUGAAAAUAGCUGCAUCUUGAAUUUAGUAAGAUUACCAUGACUUCUAAUCCUGUGGCUUUAGGCAGUUUAGUCCACAGACAAUAAGGAGGUUUGUUUUGGGAAAGGAUUGCUACUGUCAUUGUUUCAAAGCUGAACUUAAACUAGGCUCCUUCCAAAGGUCAUUCGGCCAAAGGUCAUUCGGCCAAAGGUCAUUCGGCCCAGGAAUGAACAAGGACAGCUUGAAAGUUAACAGCAAGGUGGAAUCAGUUAGGUCGAAUCGUUUUUCACUGUCUCAGUUGUAAUUUUGCAAUGGAAGUUUCAUAACUUUAAAUCAUGACUAUCACAGUUUUUAUAAAUAAUCUAGGUAAAUAAUUAAAAUAAAAUAACUAGGUAAAUGUAAUGGGAUACAUACUUAUAGACCAACUGGACAUAAUUUAGAAUAUAAAGUCAUAUUAAAUUAAAUAAUAGAUAAUUUAUUAUUUGGGUAUUUUCCAAUAAAUAUAUCUGGAAGGAAAACAUUCUUGCUUAAUAAAAAGUGUGUCCUUUUUUUAAAAAAAGGUGAACAAGUUUUGUCUAAUUCAAAACUUAUUAAAAGGUUAUGUAUAAAACAAGGUAAAAGGAACCAGAAAAGAAAAAAAUAUGUAAAUAAAGUUAUAAAAAUAAAGAAUUUUUUCAAGGUUAAAAAGCUUAAAAAGAAAUAAUUUUACAUAAGAAAGAAUCUUAUAUGGUAAAUUUAGUCCUAAAAUAAAAUAACUGGUUGUUUAACAAGGAAUGAUGUUCAGGACAAACCAGAAAGUCCAAGCACGUCAUGAACAUUGGUGUAAGUCAUGAUAAGAUUUUAUAUAUAUACACACACACACAGACACACACACACACACCAAAAGCUUUUAUAUAAUCAAGUUGUCAUAUUAUUAUUAAGUUUUGGUUUGCUUAGGGAAGAAAAAGCUAAUUUUUUUUAAAUCAAGGUUAUUACAUCCAUGUAUCUUCCUGUAUAUGCUUUUAAAGUCCUUGUGACAUUGAGUUACAGGGCUUUAACUCCUGUGUCUGAAAAAUCACAAACACUGAUGGCAAUCAAAGCCUCAUCUUAAGGCCCUGUAGAAGAUGCCACUCAAAAUAAACUGCAUUCCUGAGGCACUAGGCAAGAAAUUAAAGCUAUUCAACUCCUCAAGGCCCAGGGACUAUCGCGGAAGAGGUGGGCGCGUAAGACUGUAAGGGCUGAUUUGGAAAGAUACAAUAAGUUCAGUUUCUAUAUGAACUAAUCAUUAAAGUCAAAGGCACACUGAUGCAAAAUCAGUAUAUGGACCCCUGUGUCUGAUUAGAAAGUUUUCUUGAAGCAUUAACCAACUCCUUAAUAAAAGUUAUAAAAGGCUUAUGGAAGUUAUAUUUUAUAAUCAAGAUUAAAUCUUAUAGAUUGUUUAUAAAAUUUUGAAAAUCAAAUGUAAUUGGCUUUAUUAGGGCUUCUUGUUUAGAAAAUUAAGUCUCCUCUCUCAAAGAAUGAAGGUUUUUGCUUUUUUUGAAAUCCUUGAAUUAUCACUUGGAUUAAAUAAAUGACUUUACAAUGACCUGUAAUUUUAUUUUGUAAUAUCAAGUGUUUUAAACCUUUUGUAUUUGACAAACGUUCCAAAAUCAAAUUAUAAAUUAUGUAUUUUUCUAACCUAAUUAAUCCUUUAAGAUAUUAGGUUCCCUAAAGUCCAAAAAUGACAUAAUUUGGCUUAUUUGGUAUAAAAAUUAUACAGGAAGCAUUGUCAAAUGUGAAAUGGUGUUUGGUUUUCUUUGGGCUGUAUUUGUAUAAAUAUGUUAUUGGUAUAUGUUCCAAAAUUAUGUGAAACUCCUAUGAUUCUGAUAUAACUUAGUGUACAUUAUUAGUAAUAAUCAUAAUUGUUAUAUUAAAAUUAUUGUGUGUCACAGAGGUAACAAAUUUCCUUGUCAGUUUUGUCUGUUGACUAUGGCUGCCUUAAAACUUUUUUCAUCCUUGCACAAUUGUUGUUUUGGUCCUCUUUUUUAAAUAUAUUUUUAUUAUUAUUUUUGAGAUGGGGACUCACUCUGUUGCCCAGGCUGGAGUGCAGUGGCAUGAUCUUGGCUCACUGCAACUGUCACCUCCCAGGUUCAAACGAUUCUUCUGCCUCAGCCUCCUGAGUAGCUGGGAUUACAGGCAUGCCCCACCAUGCCCAGCUAAUUUUUUUUGUAUUUUUAGUAGAGAUGGGGUUUCACCAUGUUGGCCAGGCUGGUCUUGAACUCCUCACCUCAGAUGAUCAGCCCACCUCGGCUUCUCAAAGUGCUGGGAUUAUAGGUGUGAGUCACACACCUGGCCUGUUUUGGUCCUCUUUAGAAGGUGGUUUUAUAAUCAUCUGUAAAACUCCAACAGGUACUCUUACAUGCAAGUUUCUGAUAACUUUGGAGAUUGUGACAUCAGAAUAGAGGGAAAAGUUUCAGGACUCAUGGAGAGCUAAAAUGUUCAUGAGUAUCAAGCAGAACAGGAAUUAACUGCAUAGACUGAACCAAUCUUUUUGACUUUUUGCUUAAAAUGUUUGCUGAUCCUUUGUUUUGUGUUUCAGUCUUAAAACUUUUCUUUUGAGCUAUUGACAGCUUUUAACAAUUUAGUAUACUCCUAUGACAAAAUUUGGAGCAUAUUUGUUUCUCUCUACCUGAUUUCUCCAGAAUUCGGAAACUAUUUGUAAGUAUUCUUAACUUAUGGUGAUACAGUUAUUUGCAUAAGUGCAGUAAGAAUCUGUUCUCAUUUUUAACAGGACACAAUGGGAGAAAUUGGUUGUUUUACUAAAACUUUGACUGGAAUGGUGUGCUUUUCUUUAAGGAAUCAAAUUUGACUUGUGGAACCAAUAAAGUCCUUGGAAAAACUGG
This is a messenger RNA of Symphalangus syndactylus (siamang), 8852 nucleotides long. RefSeq names its product apolipoprotein L6 (gene APOL6). Gene Ontology annotation, molecular function: lipid binding. Gene Ontology annotation, biological process: lipoprotein metabolic process; lipid transport. Lineage: Eukaryota; Metazoa; Chordata; Mammalia; Primates; Hylobatidae. Gene Ontology annotation, cellular component: extracellular region; membrane. The record is from RefSeq and is a predicted model, not a curated record.